Messenger RNA from Triticum dicoccoides, 851 nucleotides. RefSeq names its product protein RADIALIS-like 4. Gene Ontology annotation, molecular function: DNA-binding transcription factor activity. The coding region runs from base 142 to 417 and encodes 91 amino acids. The record is from RefSeq and is a predicted model, not a curated record. Lineage: Eukaryota; Viridiplantae; Streptophyta; Magnoliopsida; Poales; Poaceae. The transcript is spliced from 2 exons.
CUCUUGUUGCAUACAAACACAAGCCAAGCCAAGCCCGGUGAUCUAGCAACCGUAGUAGCACUAGUAGUAGCAGCAGUAACAGUAGUCAUUGCAAUCCACCUUAGUUUUCUUUCCUGUUGAGAAGCCACAGCCCAGUCAAGCAUGAGUUCAUCGUGGACAUUCAAGCAGAACAAGGUGUUCGAGGUGGCGCUAAACAAGUACGACAGGGACGCGCCGGACUUCUUCCAGAACGUGGCGCGGGAAGUUGGCGACGGCAAGUCGGUGGAGGAUGUGAAGAAGCACCUUGCAGAGCUGGUAAAAGACGUGGACGAGAUUCAUACAAACGGUGCCGGCGGCAGCAGCAACAACAACCAAGGCGGUUCCAGCCGCGGUGGCAGCAGCGACGGGCAGAGGCCAUGGUACCUCAAGACCCAGUGAUGGCUGGUCUGGUGCAAGAAGGGCCGAAACAGCCCUCGAGCACAGCUAGCCUCCUCCCUUUCCAGCAUGAAACCACCAGUACUACACUACAGAUACACAUGACCCCAUGGUGAUGGUGAUCCGGUCAUGUACCUAAAGUUGCUAUAGCUAGCGCUUCCUCUCCGAUGAUGAUGGCGACGACGACGAGAAAAAAAGUCCGGGACGUAAUCAAGCCCCGCAUCGGAGUUGUAUCUUUCGUAUAUCUUGUACCCAAUUGUGCCUACGUGUAUAUGACCCACCACGAGCCCUGUCCCCAGCUAUAUGGGUGUAGCGCUGGUACCGCCGGAGGUUAUCUCGGACGCGACGGUGUAUCUUGAUGUAGUGGUCUGUCUCCCUGUUGAAUCUGUUACCUGACAUAUAUUGCCUAAUGGAAAUUCCGGUCUACGGAUUAUUUA